Messenger RNA from Exserohilum turcica Et28A, 2289 nucleotides. RefSeq lists its product as uncharacterized. Bases 257 to 2098 code for a protein of 613 amino acids. NCBI's taxonomy places the organism in Eukaryota, Fungi, Ascomycota, Dothideomycetes, Pleosporales, Pleosporaceae. Gene Ontology annotation, cellular component: membrane. The transcript is spliced from 3 exons. Gene Ontology annotation, biological process: arachidonate metabolic process. The record is from RefSeq and is a predicted model, not a curated record.
GUUCUUUGAGCGCUUUCAAGCGCGCGCCGAGGCUUGGAUUCUACUCAGCCUUCGUAUCACAAUCAGCUCCGCCAUUUUAGCACGCUGCGAAGCCUGUCAAACCCCAACCGUCGAACCGGAACACCCGGCCAUCAGCCAGUCAUCCUCUCAGCCUCGCCUCAUACGAUUGCGCUAGGAAUACUUGAACUCGACAUCCCAAGGCAACCACGUUUGGUCCUGCCAGUCGCUACACGCUGCGACGCCUGACCCGGACAUCAUGCCCAACAUGACAGCCAACGGAGUCCGCAGAAAAGACACCACAAAGGGCCCGCCGCUGCGCAUUCUAUCCUUAGAUGGCGGCGGCGUGCGGGGGUACUCGAUGCUCAUCAUCCUCCAGGAAUUAAUGCAUCGAACCUUUGUCGAGACAGAGGGCCGCGCGCCCAAGAGACACGAACUCCCCAAGCCAUGCGAGCACUUCGACCUCAUUGUGGGAACAGGCACCGGCGGCCUGAUUGCCAUUAUGCUGGGGCGCCUGAGGAUGGACGUUGAGACGUGCAAAGACGUCUAUGUGCGCAUGACAAGACGAGUCUUCGAAACAGACAAGACAUUUGCUGGUAUACCCUACCGCUCAACCCUGUUCAAGGCCUCCAAGUUGGAGGAGGCCAUUAUGCAAUGCGUGCGCGAACACACCAUCUACGACGACGAAGGCAACGACACUCACGAGGGGCGCGACACCCCACCCAUGACUCCUGGAAGCGCCAUCUCGGGCCGUAUGCAGAGGAGUGCUAGUAACGCCAGCAACUACAGUCAGAUUGGCAUGUCGCCUGUGAACAUGCGGAUAGCUGCCAUGAAGUGGGGGAAUCCACAUGCUUUGCUCUACGACAACCGCGAGGAGCGUACCAAGACCGCCGUCACAGCCGUUUACAAAGGUACCAAAAAGUCGAGCAGCGGCCAGAUCCUCCUCCGCUCCUACGAUUCCCGCAAAGAACCACCUAUAGAACCUAAUGCCACAAUCUGGCAAGCCGGUCGAGCCACCUCUGCGACUGCGCUGGCUUUCAAGCCUAUCCAGAUCGGCCAGUCCGUCUUCCUUGACGAAGGCUCCGGCAAAUACAACCCCGCUCCUAUGGCUCUGGACGAAGCUGUUGUCAACGAAUGGCCUGGGCGUGAAGUUGGUGUCUUUGUAAGCAUCGGCACUGGCAAGCGGCCCGAAGGCACAAAUGCCCAACAACACUUGUGGUGGGAAGGUUUCGUUUCAGGCGGCAUCGGAGACUUUGCAGAGGCCAGACGAAGGCUGAUAUCAAAGAUUGAAGGAUGCGAAAAGACGCACAAGGAAAUGAAGGACCACCUCGCAAAAAGACAUGUCAACCCGGAGAACUACUACCGCCUGAACGUAAACGUCGGUGUAGGCGAAUUUGGAAUGAAUGAGUGGAAUGCCCUGGCCGAGAUCAGCACAAACACGCGCAUGUACUUGGCCGAGCAGAGCGUGCAGGGUAUGACAAUGGACGCGGCCGCCAAGAUUGCACGGAUACACUUUGCCAAGAUACGAUGGGAGCGCGCCGCCAAAGGAGAGUCGCCAUACUCACCAUGCGCACAAGCACCAAACAAGCCCCUUCCCCAGGUCCCAGACCCGGCGCCCAUGGCCGUCGAACUCCCAGCGGAAGAGCUCUCACCAGACUAUUAUACAAACAUACAUCCUGCCUUCCGGCCUCCACCGACACAACGUCAACCCUCAGAUAAUGACAAGUUCCUGGUUGUCAGCUCUGGGGAGCACCCGCCCUCUCCAGACCCCGACUAUGACCUACUACCUCGACAUUCCGGUGAACUUGUCUCACCUGGUCGCCGUUCAGCCGACCAAUUCACAACAGGGCGUCCUGUAUCCAUGGUGAGCUCUGCAAACAGCUGGGACGAUGGGCUAUCAAAUGCGCCGCCUAGGCCCCCCAAGACACCUUUGCAAGACGGAUCAAGACCACCACCGUCCAUCUCGGUUGUUUCCCCCAUAUUGCCACCUGCCGGCUUGUCGUUUUCGAGACCACCCCCAGGUGCACCCCUGCCCUACCCGGAUACGGAUGGACCACCUCCGAUUGUGAACAAAGCGACAAAACCCGACUACACGCGGUAAAAUCUGAAUUUGACUUGUCCUUUUUUGCAUAUACAACGGAUCAACAGGCGUUUAUGAACUGAUGAAAUGAGCCGUCCUCACGAAAGAGAAGUAGAGAGGCUUUGGAUACGAAAGUGCAUGAUUGAAACCAAGGAAUUCCCAGUUUCAGGAGAAUUAGUUUGAUACCCACACUUGAAAUCUCUUUUAUUUUU